AAAGGCGCGACGCUGUUUGCGAGCAGGGCGCCACAUCCAGCUCCGGACCAGGGGGGCAAUAAGAGAUCGGGACCGUCGUCCAGCGUCGCCGGGCGUAAAGGCUGCAAAGGGGCAAGGGCUUCAUCGGUGUCUCCGAUAUUGGGUUAUUAUAUCUGCCUUUGUCUCGCCGUCUUUCCUGCCGGAGGCUUCAGUCUCACGAUAACGCCCGAAGAGAGACGGCUUCAGUUUCAUUUCUAAAGUGCUGCGUAUUUGAGGGAAGGAUCGGCGAAAACGUGCUCGGCGCAUGGGAGCAUGGCGGAUUAUCUGAUCACCGGAGGCACUGGCUACGUCCCCGACGACGGGCUCUCAGCCCAGCAGCUUUUCUCCAUCGGAGACGGACUGACCUACAAAUCAGCUCAGCAGUCCGAUGCUGAUGGACUCACAGCCGAGCAGCUGAUCGCUAACGGGGACGGACUGACUUACAAUGAUUUCCUGAUCUUGCCUGGCUUCAUCGACUUCACCUCCGACGAAGUGGACCUCACCUCUGCACUGACCAGAAAGAUCACUUUAAAGACCCCCUUGAUCUCAUCUCCAAUGGAUACGGUUACGGAGUCCUCGAUGGCCAUCGCCAUGGCGCUCAUGGGCGGCAUCGGAAUCAUUCACCACAACUGUACUCCGGAGUUCCAGGCCAAUGAAGUGAGGAAGGUUAAGAAAUUCGAGCAGGGAUUCAUCACGGACCCCGUGGUGAUGAGCCCGCGCCACACGGUCGGGGACGUGUUCGAGGCCAAGGCCCGGCAUGGCUUCUCGGGAAUCCCCGUCACCGAGACGGGCAAGAUGGGCAGCAAGUUGGUGGGCAUCGUCACCUCCCGUGACAUCGACUUCUUCACGGAGAAGGACUACAGCCGGCCCCUGGAGGAGGCGAUGACCAAGCGUGAGGACCUGGUCGUGGCCCCAGCUGGUGUCACGCUGAAGGAGGCCAAUGACAUCCUGCAGAGGAGUAAGAAAGGCAAGCUGCCCAUCGUGAACGACAGCGACCAGCUGGUGGCCAUCAUAGCCCGCACGGACCUGAAGAAAAAUCGUGACUAUCCGCUGGCCUCCAAGGACUCGCGCAAGCAGCUGCUGUGUGGUGCCGCCAUCGGGACCCGCGAGGACGACAAGUACCGACUGGACCUGCUGGUGCAGGGCGGCGUGGACGUGGUGGUGCUGGACUCGUCACAGGGGAAUUCUGUCUACCAGAUUAAUAUGAUCAACUACAUUAAGCAGAAGUACCCGGAGCUGCAAGUGGUGGGGGGGAACGUGGUGACGGCGGCCCAGGCCAAGAACCUGAUCGAUGCCGGCGUGGACGCCCUCCGUGUGGGUAUGGGCUGCGGCUCCAUCUGCAUCACGCAGGAAGUCAUGGCCUGUGGCCGACCCCAGGGCACGUCCGUCUACAAGGUGGCUGAGUAUGCACGCCGUUUCGGCGUCCCGGUCAUCGCCGACGGGGGCAUCCAGACGGUGGGACAUGUGGUCAAGGCCCUCUCCCUGGGCGCGUCCACAGUGAUGAUGGGGUCGCUGCUUGCCGCCACCACGGAGGCCCCGGGCGAGUACUUCUUCUCCGACGGCGUGCGACUGAAGAAGUACCGUGGGAUGGGCUCCCUGGACGCCAUGGAGGCAAACAGCAGUAGCCAGAAGCGCUACUUCAGCGAGGGCGACAAGGUCAAGGUGGCCCAGGGGGUAUCGGGCUCUGUGCAGGACAAGGGCUCCAUUCACAAGUUCGCGCCCUACCUGAUCGCUGGCAUCCAGCACGGCUGCCAGGACAUUGGCGCCAAGAGCCUGUCCAUCCUCCGCUCCAUGAUGUACUCCGGAGAGCUGAAGUUCGAGAAGAGGACCAUGUCGGCGCAGGUGGAGGGAGGCGUUCACGGCUUGCACUCUUACGAGAAACGGCUUUACUGACCCUGGAGGCCGGCCAACAACCAGCCUGGCUCCCAACAUCCCAUCUCCAGCGGCAACCAGACACAACGGGCACGUCUGAUACUGUCCCAACUAACUCAACCCCACACCCCACACACACUACUCCUGCCCCCACCUGCAGAUUUGCACUAUCAAUUUGCCAGUGGAGCACCUGGGCUUUGAAGCACCCCCGGUCAUAUGCGCCCUGAGCCAGCGUACCCCACCCUAAAGUAACACUGCGAUUAUGAUGGUGAUGGGUAGAGGCGGGGGGGGGCGUUUGGAUGCAUGUUAUCCUUUUUCAAAUACCAUGGGUCCCUCAGUCCUUUCCGAAAGCGUUUACAGCCGGGCGGAGCAUCCGGAAUCCACCGGCGACCAGGUUUAACCUGAUACAUGGCGUAACCCCAAAAAUCUAGCCUCGUUCGUUAAAAUUAUCACGUGAAACGCAGGACAGGGUCCGUUGCAGCGCAGUUCCAGAUUUAAACAGUAAUGCAAGCGUAAUUCCGUAGCUGCCGUGGCACCCGGGGACCUGGAAAACGUGACUCUGAGGCCAGGACAGCGGGCUGUCCGUUUCUGUCAGCGCAGGGUGUCGCGGGGACCAAACGCCGAAUGGUAGCCUUAAUGCAGGGUCAUGCUCCACCUGAGAGCCUUACCAGUGUGAUCGUCGUGUGUGAUGCUGAACCAAGACAAAAAACUGGAAUUUGACCAAUAAUAAUUUUUAAAAAGUACAGAUAAAUCAUGAAAAAUCCAAGUAAAUAGGUGCUAUUUUCACCAUUUUAUCAUUUAUUUGUACAGCCAGCCUUCAUUUCUGCCCAGUUAGUAUGUUAAACCACCAUGCUUUUGUGUAGAUAGGCCUGGGUUCGUCAACUGUAAUAAUGCAACCAAAAUAAACGUGGUUGUUUAGCUAGCAAUAUACCAGCCUGCUUUUCUGUCAUGGGUUUGCGUUACAACGUUACAUGUAGUGAUAAUCAGAUGAUCAAGUGUGACAAAUCAUUUUAUUUAAUGUUUUUUUGACGGAGAGCGAAGCAAAUCCUAAUGAUCCCCGUUUGUGUUCCUGCUUCAGCUUUUCCCCAGUCGACCGACCGCAAAACUUCCAAGUCCCUAAAACAUCAGUUUUGUUCGUGCAAUGAAAAUGUUGCUUUUUUUUUUUUUUAAGUUUAGUUUUCAGUCAGUUUCUCUUGUGGAAAUAAGGUUGACUCUCCUCUCUCUGGAGUUACUGGAUCCUGACUGAGAAGGUAUGUCAGAGGUCACAGGAAAUGCAACGGCGGGGAACAAAUGUUAUUUCCAUCUAAUAAAUUUACAACACAGAAUAAUUUUUUUUUAUUAUUGUUUUCCUGCCAUUUGGAUAUAGUUGCCUCUCAGGUUUUGAUUGGUUUGACCUUGAGUAAUUUGUAUCAGCAGAAGCGUUUACAUUGUACAAAAGGUUAUUUAUGCAUAAAUAAAAGUAUGUAUUGAGUGUUCCGGUACAUAUGCUGUGGAUAUAAGUGUAAUAGAUGCUGUAUGAAAUUCGUUUUCUAGCCAUACUCGGAGUAUAAGUUGUUUUUGUAGACUGAUUAGAAUAUAAAAUUUUAAGUAUAUUUUCAGUUUUUCACGCUGUGUUAAGUAGUUAAGGUGAAAUGACAACUUUAGCUGGACAAAUCUCCAGUUUUAUUGUGGCUUUACUAACUUGCAGUUUUUUAAAAUUGAGAUUUCAUGUAACAAGUCAGAUUGCCACCUGUAAAGGAUAUAUAUAUAUUUUUAAUUUUUUUUUGGUCGUACAUAUGCAACGCUGAACUGCCUGACGUCUGCUUUUCACUGCCCCGUCUGAUGUAAUAACAAACAAUUAACAAACUGAGCAAAAACCACAUCACCACAACCUUAAGUUCUGAGUCCGUGAGGGAAACGCCUUUUCAUUUUCACUGUUGGAAAAGACUUCAUGUGAUGUAGGUCAGUAUAAUUUUCUUUGUGUCGUUCUUGCGGAUAACGGCUCCUUGAUUUUAGCCCCCUCUGCGAUCAGGACCACCGGCUGCACCGUUCUGUCACGCCGGCUUGCUGUCCUCCUCGUGCUCAUCAGUGAAGCGCGUUGCAUCUUCCGUCUUGGUUUUUCGAUGUGCAACGGGAUAUUUCGAAGCUUUAAGAAACGUUCACAAUGUUAUUGCUAAUUAAAAUUAAAAUGCAUUUUAAAUAAAA
Messenger RNA from Paramormyrops kingsleyae, 4074 nucleotides. Lineage: Eukaryota; Metazoa; Chordata; Actinopteri; Osteoglossiformes; Mormyridae. The record is from RefSeq and is a predicted model, not a curated record.